Messenger RNA from Mytilus trossulus (common blue mussel), 1000 nucleotides. RefSeq lists its product as uncharacterized. NCBI's taxonomy places the organism in Eukaryota, Metazoa, Mollusca, Bivalvia, Mytilida, Mytilidae. Bases 3 to 431 code for a protein of 142 amino acids. The transcript is spliced from 2 exons. The record is from RefSeq and is a predicted model, not a curated record.
CAAUGGAGGUAAAAGACGGUCUUGUUGUGUUAUCAUUCUUUCUAGUUAUAACUACGGCAUAUUUUUAUCACAGCAUUAUCGUUUUGCACGAUGAAGUGAAGCGUCAGAGUUCUACGAUCGAAACACUGAUAACCAAUAAGAACAACAUGGUUGACACAGUCGCCAGGCUUCAAUCUUACUAUGAUAGUGUUAAAAAGGGCCUUGCAGAAAAUAGGGAGCAGUUUAAAGACUCAUUUGGAGAUAUAAUUAAGGAAACUCGGGAAGUUUACCGGGUUAUCGAGGAAAUACACGAGAGAAUAAAUUUACUUGAAGAUGUCGUUCAUCAGCGACGUAAAAUAGGAAUUUUACCAUUAAUCAGAGAAGGGAUUUCAAGGCUUCUACAGAUAGGACUACACUUAGUUUUUGGACCAAAAGUUGAAUAUUUAGAAUGAAGCAAAAAAAAGAAGCCAAUCUAACAAUGUUUCUGUAAAAAAAAGUUACUGACUCUGAAUAUAAACACUUGUAUUGCAUAUAUUUUAGCUACAUCAAUAGUAAACUAAUAUUUUAUUCAUAAAUUUGUAAUAUAAAAUAUUUUAAAUGGUAUGGAAAUUACUUUAUGCAGUUUACAACAUAAUAUUUUUAACACUGGAAUAUAAAUAUUUACAAUAAAACCUGAUUAACAAUAAACACAGUUAGCAUAUGAGAAGUGAUCACUUAAAUUUAUGAAUAAUGGAAAGAAAGGUUAAAUUUUAAAAAAUCUGGUUCUAAGUAUCAUGCAUAUAUCAAAUAUAAAAAAAAAUAUCUCCAUCUCACAUAAAAUGUAUAUAUAUAUGUCGUGUAUUUUUUAUUAUUUGAUACAGAUUAUUACUUGUACAUAUAUAAUUGUGCCAGUCCUUACUUGUACAAUUGUUGUUGAAAAAAAGAUGAUAACUUGUACAACAUAAUAUAUUUGACUUGUAUGUGCUUUUAUUUUUGCUUUUAACAAAAUGUUUCAUUGAAAUACACCUUUCUUUGAGUAAGU